GGCAACGAUCUCCAGUGGUCGUCGUGCCCCUCCAUCAUGACGUCGGACGCGCCUGAACCAUAUGUUCAAUCUGGUGACCCUCUGCAUGAGUUUCUGCGCAACUUUUGGCAACGCCAAGUGGACACCGCCGAGAAUGAAACACCGGAUUACCGGCAUCCUGCUCUCCCGCUCGCGCGAAUUAAGAAGGUGAUGAAGAGUGAUCCCGAAGUGAAGAUGAUUGCAGCGGACGCACCCAUCCUGUUCUGCAAGGCAUGCGAAAUAUUCAUUUCGGAGAUAACCGCGCGGGCCUUCAUCGUCGCUGACUCGAACAAACGACGCACUCUCUCCCGACAAGACAUCGCCAAGGCGCUAUCCAAGUCGGACCAGUUCGAUUUUCUCAUCGACAUUGUCCCUCGUGACGAUGGACACGGACACGGAGCAGGACAGGGUGGAUCAACUGGACAGGGGUUCGAUCAAGCCGCGCGAAAGAAGCGCAAGGAGCAACAACAGCCUACGACCAACGGGAGCGGUUCACGGCCGGAAGGCGUCUCCUUGGAUACCUCUGCCGCGGACUCUGGAAGCGGUGCGCUCGAAGAGAUGAAGCAACUGCUUGAAGAUCCAACGUCGCCAAUUGAGCGACACUCAAGAUCGGCUCAAGGUCCUCUCGGCUGAGGCACCACUUGCCGCUGGGAUUCCGUCUCCACUAUCAGCAAUGCAGUCACGUUUUCGUUGACUUGACAUAACCUGAAAUCGUAGGCUGGAACGGACCUCUCGUGCUCCCGAUACGCAUUCGUGUCAGGCUUUGUAUGUACGUGAUUAGAUAGGAGCAAAGGCAUGGUCAUUGUGAUCAAC
Messenger RNA from Punctularia strigosozonata HHB-11173 SS5, 831 nucleotides. Its product is annotated as histone-fold-containing protein. Gene Ontology annotation, biological process: regulation of DNA-templated transcription. Gene Ontology annotation, cellular component: CCAAT-binding factor complex; nucleus. The coding region runs from base 37 to 651 and encodes 204 amino acids. The transcript has 6 exons. NCBI's taxonomy places the organism in Eukaryota, Fungi, Basidiomycota, Agaricomycetes, Corticiales, Punctulariaceae. Gene Ontology annotation, molecular function: protein heterodimerization activity; DNA-binding transcription activator activity, RNA polymerase II-specific. The record is from RefSeq and is a predicted model, not a curated record.